This is a messenger RNA of Nycticebus coucang (slow loris), 321 nucleotides long. RefSeq names its product LLLL and CFNLAS motif containing 1 (gene SOFU1). Gene Ontology annotation, biological process: fusion of sperm to egg plasma membrane involved in single fertilization. The coding region runs from base 1 to 321 and encodes 106 amino acids. The record is from RefSeq and is a predicted model, not a curated record. Lineage: Eukaryota; Metazoa; Chordata; Mammalia; Primates; Lorisidae. The transcript is spliced from 2 exons.
AUGCCUGCCUUGGGCUCCCAGCUCUGCAGGGCAGUGUUCCUGGCUACCAUCCUGCUGCUGCUGCAAACAAAAGGGAUGAAGCUUCAGAAGGGGAUCCCAAGCCCAGAGGAGAGGGGCCAGGAAGAAGAAACACCCUCUCCAGACCAGAAUCAAGAGCAGUUUGAAGAGCACUUUUUGGUCUCUUCGGUGGGUGAGAUGUGGCAGGUGAUGGACAUGGCCCAGCAAGAGGAGGACAGGACAUCUGAGACAGCAACUCUCUGUGACCACUUCUUUUACCUAGCCUUCUGCUUUAACCUGGCCAGUAUCAUGAUUUUUUUAUGA